GCACGCCCAUUAAGCGUCCGUUUACAGUGCACAGUUCGAUUUGUUUUGGUUUAUGCAGACUGCGCUUUGUCACGGGGAGCCAAGGUCCACCGCCGUACUUUAACCUGGUUGUUACACAUCUUUGACUGACUGCCAAACCACUGCAACUCCUCCUCCGAUAUCUGUGUAUCGCCCCCCCCCCUUUCCGGGCCGCCGCUGCCUCGUAGCUCCUGUUAUCGGACCCCAGAAGCUGGCCUGCUAGUUAGCAAACAAGCUAACGAUUGCCAGGUUUCACCCAUGUCCUCUGAAGAAGCGUUCAGCUCAUCGAUCACAGAUUGGUUUUUCAUCAAUUCCUGGUGGCUCCUCCUGCCAUUCAUCAUGCUCCUCGUAGUGGCAGCCUUCAUCGUUGCCUUCGUGCUACUGUUAUACAUGAUAUCGCCUCUUAUCAGUCCCAAACCUCUGAAAUUGAACGGGGCCCACGUCGUGGUGACGGGAGGCUCAAGUGGGAUUGGAAAAUGCAUUGCAAUCGAGUGCUACAGGCAAGGAGCAUUCAUCACGCUGGUGGCACGAGAUGAGGCUAAAUUGCUCCAAGCAAAGAAAGAGGUGGAGAAAUUUGCCAUCAAUGACAAACAGGUGGUGCUCUGCAUAUCUGUGGAUGUUUCCAGUGAUUACAGCCAGGUGGAAAGUGUGAUAAAACAGGCUCAAGAGAAGCUGGGGCCUGUUGAUAUGUUGGUGAACUGUGCGGGAUCAUCCAUCUCUGGAAAGUUUGAGGAUGUGGAAGUGGACCGUUUUAAAAAACUGAUGGAAGUGAACUACCUGGGCAGCGUUUACCCGACACGGGCCGUCAUAACCACCAUGAAGGAGCGAAGAAUGGGCCGCAUUAUGUUUGUGUCCUCCCAAGCGGGCCAGAUUGGCCUGUUUGGGUACACUGCCUACUCCCCGUCCAAGUUUGCCCUGCGUGGCUUAGCGGAGUCUCUGCAGAUGGAGAUAAAGCCAUACAACAUCUAUGUGACUGUGGCCUAUCCCCCUGACACUGACACUCCAGGACUGGCUGAGGAAAACAAGACAAAGCCUCUGGAGACCAAAUUAAUCUCUGAAACCUCUGGAGUUUGUCAGCCAGAGCAAGUGGCCAAGAUCAUUGUUCGGGAUGCAGUGCAGGGGAACUUCAACAGCUCUGUGGGACCCGAUGGUUACAUGCUGUCAGCCCUCACCUGUGGAAUGUCACCUGUUACCUCCAUCACAGAAGGUCUUCAGCAGAUUGUUACCAUGGGAUUAUUUCGGACCAUCGCCCUCUUCUACCUGGGGAGUUUUGACAGCAUUGUGCGCCGCUGCAUGAUUCAGAGGGAGCAAUCAAAGGCAGCUGAUAAGAGGGAGUAACAGCAGCCUUACCUUCUUCACAGCCCAAUGCCCCCCCUCCUCCUCCUCCUCCUCCUCCUCCUCACCCACACACCCCCAUCCCAUCCCCUCCUCCAGCUGUACAAGUGCACAACCAUAGGUGGGAAAAAGGCCAAGCUUUGAGUGCGUUUCUGAUAUCAACAGAUGGGAUGAAAGGAAGCGGCAGAUGUUUACUCUUUGCUUGUCCAGUGGCGUAACUCCACCGUAGACUUCACUGUCAGUUUGAUUUUUCUAUCCUCUCUGAGCAUUCCAGUGACUUUUCUUUAGUUUAAUGUGUCCACCUGCUUCUUUUUGUGGGAGCAGCCUUACUUUAAAGGAACGAGGGCACUAAACAUCCCACAGUAGGUAGGAUUUAUGAACCACUGACUAGUUAUCAGGCCUCCUUGCCGUCGUCAUUUGCACAUGCUGUUUUUUUUUUUUUGUUUUUUUUUAAAACACAGACGGGGAAAGCAACAGAGAGCUUGUCUGACCGGUUGUGCCAAAUAUGGCUUGAUAUUCCCUCCCACCAGGGGCUAUAGUGAAAACCAGAAUGGUAACUCUAAGCAGUCAUUUUGUUUCAUGCAUCAUAGAAGUCGGUCCACAUGUAGGAAUUUCACAGUUUUCACUAAGUGAGGCCCCUCGUCUCGACCUUUUCAUACCACGAGUCUUUGCGGGCAAAGCACCUCCCUUUUUGACUGAUUAACCUCUGUGUUUGUGACCCUCAGUGUUCUGUUUAUGUUGUGGGAUGUUGUGUUAAUGUGCUCUGUGUGUGAACCAAGCCUUGAUGUGAGAGAGGAGAACUCUUCAGUGAUAUCAGAGAGAGAGAGCGAGAGCAUGUGUGAUGUUGUUUUUUUAAAUUUUACAAAUGCAAAAACAUAAUUUCCAGAAAAUAAUAAUAUUCAGACAUUUUAGACGCAGUGUUGGGGGGGAAUAUUUUUGGGUGAAUCGUGUGCAUAGAUGUGUGUGUGUGUUUUGUGUUUGCUGUGACUGAGCCAAACCCCUGGGGAGAGAAAAGCCAUUAGAUUUUAUCGUCUCGGGAAUAAACACACCAAAUUAUUUUCUCGGC
Epinephelus moara (kelp grouper) is the source of this 2419-nucleotide messenger RNA. It is a transcript of the gene kdsr, whose product is annotated as 3-ketodihydrosphingosine reductase. NCBI's taxonomy places the organism in Eukaryota, Metazoa, Chordata, Actinopteri, Perciformes, Serranidae. Gene Ontology annotation, biological process: sphingolipid biosynthetic process. The transcript is spliced from 10 exons. Bases 277 to 1356 code for a protein of 359 amino acids. The record is from RefSeq and is a predicted model, not a curated record. Gene Ontology annotation, molecular function: 3-dehydrosphinganine reductase activity. Gene Ontology annotation, cellular component: endoplasmic reticulum membrane.